UUAAGUUUUGGUGGAGUGUGAGAUAGAUAGGAGUGAGACAGUGAGAGUAGAGUGAGAGGACAAACAUAAGGAUUGGGAUUAGAGGUUCAAAGGGUAUUGAUUGAGUUAGAUUGAAAUCAGAGAUUGGGAAAUAUAGUGAAGGAAGACAGAUGCAGCUUGUGUCUUUGUGAGGACCCAGAACAUAAUAAAGGUCUCAGAGACGGAGUUGCGUCACAGUAGGCAGUUGGAUGAUGCUGGGAAUGAAGAUGCAGACACAAACACACACACACACAAGUAUACUGUCACCUAGUUGAUUCCUAGGUCAAUGGAGUACUUGUGACUUCAUCAGUGACAACAGAGAGGUCUCAAAAAGGCCAAGAGCUCCCUGAAGGGGAGCAGUUAAUAAUGUACCAUCUUCAGAAAUUCUAGGGGUAGAAACUGGCCUGAACAUGUCUCACUAUGGGGGCUGAAUCAUUUUUAUGAUACAAAGCAGGAAAAAUCAGAUUGUCAACAUAGCACUGGCUUCAUUCAUCUCUCAUGGAGAGCCAUUUGAUAUCACAGUUCCUGCUGGGGACUAUGCGGAAGGAUGGCAGCUGCAGAACCUUUGACUGCUUUCUCCCGCUGGUACCUUUAUGCUAUUCAUGGCUACUUUUGCGAGGUGAUGUUCACAGCUGCUUGGGAAUUUGUGGUGAAUUUCAACUGGAAGUUCCCAGGUGUCACCAGUGUAUGGGCACUCUUCAUCUAUGGAACAUCCAUCCUUAUAGUGGAAAAGAUGUACCUCUACCUAAAGGACAAGUGUAACAUCGUAGUUCGGUGCCUCAUUUACACCCUGUGGACGUAUGUUUGGGAAUUCACCACUGGCUUCAUCCUGCGACAGUUCAAUGCCUGCCCUUGGGACUAUUCACAGUUUGACUUGAACUUCAUGGGCCUCAUAACCCUGGAAUAUGCUAUUCCAUGGUUCUGUGCAGCAGUCAUCAUGGAACAACUAGUCAUCAAGAAUACCCUGCGUUUGCGUUUUGAUGAGAAUGCUGAGCCAGGGGGUCCCACUACUGCUGUAACCUUGGCCAAUGGCCAUGUGAAAACUAACUGAAGGGUGACCUAGAACUUACGCUUUGGCUCAGAGAACUUUCCUGCUGCCCUUGUUGAAGACUUGUGAUGACAGCCUGAAAAUCAAAACUCCCCCUUGUCAUAUGAUAAAUAAAACUUCCUGGGUUUGGAGGUGUGCAUGAAGAAGUGGAUCAGCAAUAUUCAGGUGCUUGCUUGCAACCAAUACCUCCCAUGGGACCUGAGAUGCUGCAGGGCCAAGGAAAAACCAACAGCUGCUGAAGUAGCCCACCAGUGGCAGCCUACUGGAGAGGUAGAAACUGUCCUCCUAUGUGCUCCUCCUAAGUUUUUUUAAAAUUGCACCACAGUACAUGAUAUUGUGGUACAGGACAUCUUGCUGGAUUUAUAUAAAAAUAUUCCUUUUUUUCAUCAGCCACUCUGGUUUUCAUAUAUAUAUACACACACACAUACAUAUAUAUUUUAAAAUAAAGGCUUGUUCUACUGGAAAAAUUAUAGGGUUCUUGUACAAGCUGCAUUUUGGUCAAAUAGCCAAAAGUCAGAGAGGAAUGGUUGAAGUCUUCCCUGCUUCCUGUCCUUACUGCUUGUAGUGGAAUUUAACAGAAGGGCUUUUUCUGAUCUGUUCCUGUGAGUCUGAUAGUCAGUGCUCACAUCACCAAGUUUCUCAAUGGCUUCCUCUCCAGGGAUCACUUGUCACCAGCAAUAUCUAUGGCUGUAGAUGUGGGUCUGUUGGCCAGCCCUGGAGUCAUCUGGAUUUUAUAGCCCACAAAACAGAUCACGUGUGCACAUUUCUGUUUAUGCUGGCCUUCUCUAAGCCCCAUCUCUUAUUCUCAAUGUACUAACGUAAGUGUUAGUGGUACAGCAGUUCCCCCUCCCCAUGCCUUUUCAUCAAGCUGUUGAUGAGUGGUGAUAUCACAUCAGUUACGUAGAGCAUGGAAGUGUUCCUUCUGUCCAGGUGGGUUGUGAAUGUUGUAGUAAGAGCUGCAGGCAUUAGAAUCUGAGGCAACUGUGAAUUUCUCAAGGAGACGUGUGACUUUCAGAGGCACUGUGAGUAGUAGUCAUCGUGAAGAAGAUGUAAGGCACCUGUCAAUCUGCCAAAGGAUUAAUGUUGUUGUUCCAAGAAUAAAGAAACAUCUUUCUCUUCCUCCCCCAACCCCACCGUUGGCUGCUGAAAAUAACGAGCGUCCAAGAGCCUUAAGAGGAGGGCUUGCUGUCAUCAGGGCCAAAAUAAUUUCAGGUAUCAUUUGCACUGAAUGGAACAGAACUGAAAGAGCAACGUUGAGCUUGUGAUGUGUGUUUCUACAUGCGUCCAUAAAGUGUCUUCUUUAAGACAAGGCUGUGUUUUUGGGUGAUCUCUCUACCCCUGGCACUCAGGCCAGAGACACACAGAUCUCUGCUGUCCUAUGGAAUUCCAUUCUAAGUGAAGACAAAAGCAAGGAUACACUGUCAUACUGAACGGGGUUCUAUAAUUGUAUUGUGCAUAAGUGUAGCAUUAAUUUGGCUUGUGCUUUUUCAAGUGUGAUUAAUUUAUUUCCCCCCAUUUCCUCCUCAGUUGGGAUAUCCAUUGCUGGCAAUGGAUAAGCAGGAGCACUGGCAACAGAUGUUAAGUCAUGUCUAUCCUUUGGUAGACAGUGUCUUCUGAAAUAGUUGUCAAGCAUGCAUAGACAUUAGAGGUCCCUUUUAUGGUUUUUUAAAAAUAUUUGCUACUGAAGAUGUCUCCUCUGUGGUAUAGUGCUGUACUCAGCAGAAUUAUUUCUUCUCAGCUCUGCAACAGCGGUCAAGAUAGAAUAGGAAAAAAAAUUGAGUGACAAUUAAUUGGUUAAACACUCAUGGUUUGCUAAAAUCCUCUUAUAGUGCAAUUCUGUACAUUUGUACUCAGCUGCAGGACCGUUUCAUAGUCAUUCUACUGCAUUGAGCAGGAAGUUGAACCAGAUGACCUCAGAAGUCCCUUUCAGUGCUAAAGUUCUAAAUGGGCAUAGGACUGCAACCUUAUUCAAUCAUGGGGCUUAGUGAAUACUGUGAAAAUAAGCAUACUUUUUGCAUCCUACUCCUCUGAGCUGCUGUCUGGAACAAAUUUGAAAGAUAGUUGUUGCUUCUCAUGAAGAACUUUCUGGAAAACAUUUUUCAUCCAAGUAUUAUGUGAUGGUGGGAACAAAACAAAUAGAAAUGGGCUACACUUUCACUAAGCCUAGUUUCUGAAGCACCACAUAAGGCUGAAUAAGUAUAGUUUCCCCACUUUCAAUGGUGGAGUCAUAUUCUACAUGACUCUGCAAGCUGGGAUAUUUAAAAAUGCCAGAAUAUUUAGUCUUCAGGGUGAUAUAUUUGUGACAGUGAUAUCUACCUUCUACACUGGCUUGCUGCACAGUUCCUUGAGCAUCUGUGAUCUCAUCCUGAAUUGCAUACUUGCUUGACAGUUGAUCAGUAAUUGUUGCUUACACGAAGGUGGUGAAUUUGUGUCCCUCCAGAUAUUGUUAGACUGCAACACCCAUCAUUCCUUGCUAUUCCCAAUGCUGACUAAGGUUGAUGGACAAUGCUAUUACAUAACAUAUGGAGGAGAUAUGUUUUAUUUUGUGUAUGCUGCCCACUCUGAGCGUAUGCUGAAUAAUGUAGUCCUUAACUGCUCCUACAAAUGAGCUACAUUUUCCAAUGAUGCACCAGGACUUCAUUUCCAAAAGCUUAUUGUAUGCCAGUUUACAUAUGUGUCCUCAAGGGGUUGUUACUUUCAUAUAUACACAAGUGCACUUUAUUCACAGUUGGUACAUCGGGAACUGAACUGGGCCUGAUAAAUUUACAAAUUCCCAUGUAGUGUCCACAAGAUAACUCACUGAUCAUAUGAGCUGUCUUUAACAUUGUUCUUCAUUCUCUCCAAUGUAUUGUGCAUGUCAGGCUCUGCAGAUCUUAUUACUCUUCUGGGAGAAAAUUAUGUUGGCUGCAGCCAGAGAUUUCCUGUGUUACUGUUCUACUUCUCUCAGUUUCAAGUGGGAGGAAAAUGGCUGGUGUUGUUUUACAGCUGAGUUCUUAGACUACAUGGUGAUGACAGCCACUUUGUUGACAACUGUAGCCCAUUAGCUGUGCACUGGAGGAAACACUUGCAUAUAAAAUACACAACAAUAAAACGCACACUAUCUUGAGUUAAAUAUUUGUGUGUAUGUGUAUCCUCCUCAUUAGAUUAAAGUUGCCUGUUUGAAUUCACCAGCAAUAAAAAGUUGUGAUUUGUUGGCUUUUCCCUGCCACAUGUGAAGAGAUGAUAUAUAUUUAAUCUGUUGGAAACGAAGGAUUAUAAGCUGUUUUUGCCCUGUAUCACACUUGUGUUCCGAAGUAGGUUUCCUCACAGAAAUAUGUGGAACCCAACACAGAGAUGGUGUCUCUAGGCAAAUGGUACUGUUCACCUUCUCCAUGUUGUCUGACACUCAUGUUCCAUUGGCUGUCUGGAUGGACACGAGCACUGCAGCAUGCGUGAUUCAUUGACAAGGCAUGAAUCAUGCAAGGAUCUUGCUGAAUGCUGUGCUUCUAUCCAGGAAGCAAAUAUUGGUACAGUUUCAGUAUGGUUAUCUUUUGUCUAAAAUGCCCUGCCCUUGUCUCAAACUCAUUUGGGACUAAUGGUAACACAGGAAAUACAUCUGUGAGAUCCCAGAGGACAUCUAUGUUAUGUGUACAACUUCCAGAAUAAAUUUCCAGAAUACAGUGCUUUACAGCACUAGUUCUCAGUUGGUGAAAUUGUGAAAUGAUUUUUUUUUAAGUCAGCUUUUCCAGUGAUAACUACCAGACCUUAGAAUUUCUUUUAAAAACUUUUUAAAAUUUUGAAUAAUUUUAUUACACAUUUGUGUGUAUAUUCUUAAUUUACAUUAUGAAUUGAAUUUGAUGUUAAAAGCGACUGGAUGAGUUGCUGAGAAAUGAGAAGCAUUAAGGCUUCUCAAAAAAAAAAUUUUUUUUAAAGGAUGUGAUACUUUACAAAGAGGUACUUUUUAAGAUACUUGUGCCAGUAUAGGAGGGCAUACCUUGAUCUUCCCAAAAGGCUUUUCCCUGCCUUCUGCAUGGCGCUGUCCUCUGUAUACAGAGUCCUCAUAUUCCAGAGAGAGGGAUAUGAAGCUCUAUCUUCAAUAGAAAAUAUCCAGAACACAGAAGUAUUCAAGUGAGAUGUAACAACAUAUUCUUUUUCUUUCUGGUAUGUCCAAAUUUCUGAACCUAGCCAGUUAAGAAAAUGUGGUAUCAGAAUUCAAGCAUAUCCUUUUAAAAUGCCUUCAGUGAGCUGUAGGCACUAAGAGUUAUCACCCCCACUCACUUGUAUGGGCAGUGCUAGGGAACCUGUGUUCUUCUGGAUGUUGUUGGUCUAUUGCUCCUAUCAGCUUCAGCCAGCCUGACUAACUAUCAAAAAUAAUGGAAGAUAUAGACCAACCUUGCCUAAACAAAAGAGGCACAGUUUCCCCAAUUUUGCAUUAAAAAUACAGUACUCUAUGCAUAAAGCCUUUCCACAUGAACAUUACUGUGAACAUGAACAUUAUUUGGGAGCUUUUUCCUGACAUCAAUUAAAGCAUCAGAACCAUUGAUAGCUGAAAAUUUGCCAUGGAGAACAUUAUUAGACUGGAAAUUCAAAGUUAUGGGUCUAGUUUACAGUGGAGUACAGUAUAUUGGUUGGAUAUUAGAAAGGAAAAGAGAUUGGGGAAAUAAUGCCUCUUAACUGUGUUUUAAAUAAAUGAUGUUGUACAAAUGUGCAGUCUGGACUAGAUGACCCAUGCAAUACUUUUCAAUCCUAUACUGAUAUUCGAAAUGUAUGAAGUAUAUGCAGAUAUCAUUAUUGAAAUUGGUGUUGCAAGGUUAUAUUUCUUUAUUGAGUUCUACCAUACUGUACCCUAUGAUUUUAAUGGGUCAAAAUAAAAACCACAUUAAUAACA
This is a messenger RNA of Pogona vitticeps (central bearded dragon), 5933 nucleotides long. The record is from RefSeq and is a predicted model, not a curated record. Lineage: Eukaryota; Metazoa; Chordata; Lepidosauria; Squamata; Agamidae.